Molecule: messenger RNA, 2523 nt
Organism: Oldenlandia corymbosa var. corymbosa
Lineage: Eukaryota; Viridiplantae; Streptophyta; Magnoliopsida; Gentianales; Rubiaceae
Source: the annotation of a GenBank genome assembly
AUGUCCGCUGCUGCUCCGUCAACAGAAACCUUAAACCCUCCAAUGACGGAGCAACCCGAAUCGGCGGAAGCCCGAAUGAACGGUCCAGAUUCAUCCGACCAAUCCGAAUUCACGGAAGCCCCGUCCGAGCGAACUCCCGACGCCGCACCAGUCACCGAAAAGCGGAAGCGCGAGGAUGACCCGGAACCGACUCCAAACCCGAGUGGAGACCUCAAAGAAGGACAGCAGCAUCCAUUAUUGUGGAAAACGAGCCUCUGCUCUUUCUUCCGUCGUUCCGGUGGGACUUGCCGUCACGGAGACUCGUGCAGGUACGCCCAUGGAGAGGCGGAGCUCCGUAUUAGACCCGAUAACACUUGGGACCCGACAUCCGAGCGGGUUUCGAAGAUGGCCAGAGUAGAGGAGGGCAGCAAUGACGGAGCUGAGAAGAAGGAAGAGAAGACAGUGAAUGACGUCAUGAUGACCGAGACAUUCUCCGAUGAAGAGAACGGCGGUGGCCCCUCCGCGGCGGAAGGUGGCGGCGGUCUUGCCAAGUGUUUGGUGCAUCUCCCAAUGAAGUGGACUUCUGAUCAGUUGAAAAGUUUUCUCAAUGAUAAUGGAGUUUCUUUUAAAUCAGCCAAAAAGAAGAAAGGCAUGGUUGUAGGAUUUGUGAGUUUUGAGAGUGCAGAACAAGUACAAAUUGCAUUGAAGGAGUUGGACGGGAAGUCUCUCGGCAAUAAAAAUUUAAAGGUUGCAGAUGUAAUCCCUCGAUCAUUUGAUAAGAAUAAUAAACUGCCUACGCCCAAGGGUGAAGGUCUUUCACAAGAUGAGGACGGUGAACCAGUUGGGGAUGAUUUAACAUCCAGCAAUUCAGAUAUAAAGAGUAGAAGUGUCCGUGAAGCAGUCACUCCACUUGCGCAUAUGCCUUAUGUUGAUCAGUUAGAGCACAAGAAAGCAGCUCUAACACAGACCCUUAAAAGACUAACUCGAAAUGCUCGCAAAGCUUGUCCAGUUGGCAUUCAACUUCCUGACUGGGUUCUGAAAUCUCGAGAAAUAGGUGGUCUCCCCUGCAGCUUAGAGGGCAUAAUUGAGUCUCCACUGGUCAAUGGGUAUCGCAACAAGUGUGAAUUCUCUGUUGGAUAUUCUCUAGAAGGCAAACCAACUGUGGGGUUUCUGCUUGGAAAUUUCAGGGAAGGUGUGACUGCUGUCCAGGAACCUGUCGACUGCCCAAACAUUUCUAGAAUCGCGUGCCAAUAUGCUGCAGUAUUCCAAGAAUUUCUCAGUCACUCCAACUUUCAAAUAUGGAACAGAAUAAAUAACACUGGAUUUUGGCGUCAACUAACAGUUCGAGAGGGGAGGAAGCCUAGCAAUGGUGCUGAGUCUGAAAGUUCUGAGGCAGCUGUUUCCGAGGUUAUGCUGAUUGUUCAGAUUUGCAGUAAGGGCUUCGAUGAUGAAAAAGUAAAUGAUGAACUUGAGAGAUUGGUUCGAGAAUUUCAUUCAGGAGCUGCUGCUGCGUCUCCAUGUUUGCCUUUAACAGCUGUAGUUGUCCAGGAUCACACAGGAAUUUCAAACGCGGCACCUCCUGAUGCUCCUCUGCGCUCCCUUACCAUAACAAAGGACCAGAGUGAUUCAGGACUUGAUACACCUUGUGAUGGAGUGGAAGCUAGAAUCCAUGACUGCAUAAGUAAUCUUCGGUUUUCUAUAUCACCAACAGCAUUCUUUCAGGUUAAUACCCUUGCAGCUGAGAAGCUGUAUGCACUUGCUGGGGAGUGGGCUGGCUUGGGUCCAGACACUUUGCUCUUUGAUAUAUGCUGUGGAACAGGAACUAUAGGCCUCACCUUAGCUCAUCGUGUUGGUAUGGUUGUCGGUAUCGAAAUGAAUGCUUCUGCAGUGUCGGAUGCUCAAAGGAAUGCUGAAAUCAAUGGAAUUCAAAACUGCAGAUUUGUCUGUUCAAAGGCAGAGGAUGUAAUGGGGUCCCUGUUGAAGGAGUACCUGGGUUCCACUGAGACAAAUGAUGAAACUGAAGAACUGACCAAGGGUGAUAAUGAAAUUGAAAGUUCCGAAAAUGUAGUAUCUAUCGAUGCCCUAGAACCUGAGAAGAGCUCAGGUCUUCAGCAAUCUUUGGAAAAUGAUAAAGCAGAAACUGAAGUUCAGAGCAAAAGUAUUCCAAAGGAAGAUGGUACCACUUCAUUAAAGAAGUUCAAAAAUAUUGUUGCUAUCGUAGAUCCUCCACGUGUUGGUCUUCAUCCUACUGUAACCAAAGUUUUGAGGACUCAUUCAAUUUUGAGGAGGCUUGUUUAUAUUUCCUGCAAUCCCGAGAGCCUGGUGGCAAAUGCUAUUGAACUCUGCACUCCGUCUGCUGAUAAAGCCGAGAAGGUUGGUCAAAAGAAUAACAGGGGUUGGAGAAACAUGAGCAGUGCUGGUCUAGCUCGCCAUCGGGCCAAGUCAAUGCCGUCUUCUGAGCCUUUUAAACCAGUCAAAGCUAUGGCAGUGGAUCUUUUUCCGCACACUCCGCAUUGUGAACUGGUGAUGCUUCUAGAAAGGUGA